Acanthosepion pharaonis is the source of this 480-nucleotide messenger RNA. The record is from the annotation of a GenBank genome assembly. Lineage: Eukaryota; Metazoa; Mollusca; Cephalopoda; Sepiida; Sepiidae.
AUGAUUUUUAAAUCUGCUUUUAACUGUAAACGUUUGUUCAUAUUUUCUCUCCCUUUCUCUUUCUCUCUAUUUUUCUCUCUCUCAUUCUCUCUCUCGCUUUCUCCUUAUCUUUCUCGGGUUCUCUUUCUCUCUUUCUCUCGCUUUCUCUUUCUCUCUCUUUUUCUCUCUCUCACUUUCUCCUUCUUUUUCUCGAUUUCUCUUUCUCUCCCUCCCUCUCUUUCUCUCUCUCUCUCUUUCUCUCUCUCACUUUCUCCUUCUUUUUCUCGGUUUCUCUUUCUCUCCCUCUCUCGCUUUCUCUCUCUUUCUCUCUCUCUUUCUCUCUCGCUUUUUCUUUCUCUCGCUUUCUACUCUUUCUCGGGUUUCUCUUUCUCUCCUUCUCUCGCUUUAUCUUUCUCUCUUUCGCUUUCUCUUUCUUUCUCUCUCUCUCUCUCUCUCUCUUACUCUUUCUUUCUUCCUAUGGAUUUCUCUCUCUCUCUCUAA